AUGGGCCAAGUAUGGAAACUUGGUCUGUACCGGAUUCUGAGGCCGAUAUUCAAUUUCUUUGAUCAGAACACAUUUCUUCGCUCCUUUGCCAAGAAUUAUAUCUACAGCAAGGAGCUUUACACGGACUUCUUCGCACUGUCAGUGUUCCUCGCCCUUCAGAACUUCGCCGCGUUGGGGGUUGCGCUGUACUGGCAGGUCAAGUACGAGUACCUCCCUUGGUGGCUGAUCUUCGCUUACUACUGCCAGUGGGUUGGUUUGGGAGGAAGGGGGAUGGGAGGUGCAUACACGUUGUCUCACAAGGAGGGGCAUCAUCGAGGGGGAGGGUUGUACAAGAACUGGAUCGCGUCGACCUUUGGGAAUGUGUGGGAGAACUGGAUGGGAUACCUGUAUGGCAUCGUUCCGUACAACUUCUCUACCUCGCAUGUGUUCCUCCAUCAUAAGCUGAACGGUGGGAAAGGAGACGCCAUGUACCAGUGGGACCUUGAUCGGUCGUCAUGGAGCGACUUGAUGCUGUUCCAGUACAGGGUGAUGGUGUACAUGACAGGCUGGAGCAGCAUGGAGACUUUCCGAACGCUUGCUGACUCGAACACUGUCAUGGCCAAGAACUACCAGAUGCUUUUGAAGGGCAUGAUCCUCUACUGGGUCGUGUGCCCUAGCGUCUCCCUCUCCCUCUUGGUCGGAGUUGCCGGAUGCUCCAUCAUCUCCAGCCUCAAGUUCAUGUUCUACAUCUGGUUCGAGCCCAUGUGCGGGAUGGCUUUCUUCCUUGCGCUGAUCAACUUCGCCUUCCACGCCUUCAUCGAGUUGGACGAGAGCGGCAGGCACGUCGCGUGCGUGAACUCGACGGUGAUCUUCGACGGGGACGAUGACUACUGGGGAGAGGACGACCACAUGGCCCAUCACUACUACACCAACGUCAGCCAUCGUGACCUCCCGGAGCACCAGCAGACUCAGCAUCAGGAGUGGAAGAAGUGGACGGCGUCAUGCUUCAAGAAACUGUCCAUAGUUGAGCUAGCAAUCUUCAUCCUCCUGAAAGAGUGGAAGAGGCUGGCCACCUAUCACUUUGUUGACUUCAGUGGCAAGUUGUCAGUCGACGAGAUCGCGCAUCUGUUGGAGGUGAGGGCGAAGAGGAAGGAGAUGGACUACGAGACGUACGAGUUCGACUACCUCCCGAACCUCAAGGCCAACGCAGUAGAUCUCGUCAAAGAUGGGACGUGCAGGAACGUGGGAGAGGCGCUGAAGCACUUGGCGCACACAAGCACGCCGCUCAUUGAGGGUCAAGUCACUCAGAAGAUCUACAAGAAACAGAACUGA
Molecule: messenger RNA, 1311 nt
Organism: Guillardia theta CCMP2712
Lineage: Eukaryota; Cryptophyceae; Pyrenomonadales; Geminigeraceae
Exons: 8
Coding region: 1-1311 (436 amino acids)
Source: RefSeq, a predicted model, not a curated record